Vicia faba (fava bean) is the source of this 564-nucleotide messenger RNA. Lineage: Eukaryota; Viridiplantae; Streptophyta; Magnoliopsida; Fabales; Fabaceae. The record is from the annotation of a GenBank genome assembly.
AUGUGCAGAAUCUUGAAAGGGAAAGUACUUGCUGAUAUCCAGAAUAGUUUUGAUCGCAUCACUAGGAAAGAAGUGGAAGCUGGAGAGAUCACUGUCAAGCUAAACACUUUUGCUAAAAACUUAUCAGAUCUACAACUUCAGGAGGAAAUGAUGCUACAAAGGUCUAAUGAAAUGGGGAACAUAUUCCUUACUAGUCAAGAAAAAGCAUUUGGACGGAAAUUUCUGGAUUUUUUGACAUUUUUUUUUGUUCGAAUUCCACAACUCUGGGGUGCUAUAGGAGUUGAGCCACUAGAGCAAGACGACUUCUCUUGCCCGAUUUUUUGGUUCAUCGAUAGUAUCAGUAAGAUGUCCCAUAACCAUAAAAAGUCUUAUGAAUCCGUGGAUAAUGUUUUGGCCGAACUCACCGAAGACUUCAUCACAGGUUGCACUAGUGAAGCCGGGGAAACAAAUGCGAGGCAUUCGAGUGAUAUUCCUGAAGACAAUAAUAUAGAUGAAAAUGUGGGGAAUCGGCCGACUCCUCCACUAAAGCUUGAAACUACAAAAAGAGAAAAUAGGGGGUGGUAA